Molecule: messenger RNA, 258 nt
Organism: Menidia menidia (Atlantic silverside)
Lineage: Eukaryota; Metazoa; Chordata; Actinopteri; Atheriniformes; Atherinopsidae
Source: the annotation of a GenBank genome assembly
AUGAAAGAAGACCUCGGUGGAAAAGUAGCCGUGGAGGAGGCACACCACCACCGAGCUGAGGUUGAGCGUGAGCGCGAGCGCGGCGAGCACGGUGGACACGGGCAGCAGCACGGCCCAGACGUGCGCGGGGACCAGCGCCGAGGUGGAGGGGGGGGACUCCUGCACCGCCUUCUGCUGGGACUGCUGCUGGAAGAUCAGGAUCACCGACAGAACCGUCAUGACGGCGGACAGGACCCCCAGCAGGGACAGAACCACUAG